AUGUCACCUGCAAAAAGUGGGUUCGCCCUCGUGACUCCGGCUUCGAAAGGACUAGGAUUCGCCUUUGCGCGACAGCUGCUGUCCAACACGGACCUCCCCGUUAUUGCGACUGCGCGGAGAGACACCGGACAACUCCGUAAAAUCUUACUGGAGCAAGUCAAUGAUGAGACUGGAAAGGCGGAGGAGAGGCUAAGAGUCUUUGAAGUUGACGUGACUGGUACUGAGUACAUCAUCCCCUCAUGCGUUCUGGUCCUGAACAAUGUCUUAGAUGAGGCAACCAUACACGCCAUGGCUGCACAGAUACGAGAAGACUUUCCACAGACUCCCCUGCGUAUUGCAAUCACCGUACCUGGCGUUCUGCAUGUGGAGAAGUCGCCGACGCAGAUUGAUGCUGCCAAUGCUCUACACAGCUUCCAAGUCAAUGCUCUUGGUCCUAUGCUUCUAAUGAAGCACUUGGCACCCUUCUUGCCAACGAAGUCGUCUGCAACCUUUGCGGACGAAUCUUUGUCGGCACAUGUACAGCGGCCGUGGAAACUUCCAUCGCAUGCGAUCUACGCGAUGAUGGCCGCACGAGUUGGGUCCAUAUCGGAUAAUGCAACAGGGGGCUGGUAUUCAUACCGUGCUAGCAAAGCCUCCGUCUUUCAGCUGACCAAGACUUUCGAUCUGUAUUUGCGGUCACGGAGCAGAGACCGAGCUUUUGCGGUGGCGUUGCAUCCCGGGACAGUCCAGACUGAUUUCACGAAAGAUUACUGGGACGGCAGGCACAUGUUGCAGCCAGAAGAAUCUGCGGUGAAGCUAUUACAGCAUCUAUGUGGUAUGCAGACCGGUGACUCCGAUGGGCGGGGCCGCUGUUGGGAUUGGAAAGGAGAGGAGGUUUUGCCUUGA
This is a messenger RNA of Aspergillus tubingensis, 885 nucleotides long. Its product is annotated as short-chain dehydrogenase/reductase. Lineage: Eukaryota; Fungi; Ascomycota; Eurotiomycetes; Eurotiales; Aspergillaceae. Bases 1 to 885 code for a protein of 294 amino acids. The record is from RefSeq and is a predicted model, not a curated record. The transcript has a single exon.